Molecule: messenger RNA, 3022 nt
Organism: Schistocerca piceifrons (Central American locust)
Lineage: Eukaryota; Metazoa; Arthropoda; Insecta; Orthoptera; Acrididae
Product: zinc finger protein 492-like
Exons: 3
Coding region: 316-2421 (701 amino acids)
Cellular component (GO): nucleus
Source: RefSeq, a predicted model, not a curated record
UGUAAACAAUCUAAAUAACGAAGUCACUUUAAGUGAUGUUUACUACGCGGAUGUUUCAGCCUAUGAAUAAAAUAUACUCGUGAAUCACAAAUACACAAGGGAAUAAACGCCAUAACGUUGUUUAACAAGUGCUGAAUUAUAAAUAAACACUAAAAGCUAUGCAUGGUAUAGCCAACCCUUAUUGCUUUAAUGAGUAUUCCCGUAUGUUGAGUGAGAGAGUGCAGCUUACAACUUAUUUAAGUGCAGACGCUAAUCGUCGGAAAGAUGCGGCAUACUAAAGUUGUUCGGUGACUUACUGGAGUUUUACAUUGCCACAUGUUUGAUUACCGGCAGGCAUCUGUGCGAACAUCAAUGGCCCUAGAGUCAAAUGCUUGGCUCUCGUCCAACAGUACAGCUGCAGGUACAACAGCAAGGGAACAGCAACAGCAGCAGCAGCAACAACAGCAGCAGCAGCAACAACAGCAGCAGCAGCCACCGCCACCACCGCCACCUCCUCCACAGCAUACAGCUGUUGUAAAGACACGUGAUGAUCAGCUUGGUCAAGUUCCACAGCAUGGUAGCCAGAAUUUCAUUGGAGCAGAUGAUAAUCAGCAAAGAAGUUUGCUGAAAAUACCCUCAUCAGUUGUUGGCAAAUGUUCCAUGUUCACACAGACUGAACACACGAACAGGUUCACACAGACAGAACAUCCAGCUGCCAGGUAUGGUGGUAUUUGUCUAGAAAACGGCAGUAACGGAGGUAACUGUAAAGCAGAUUCAUCUACCAUGUUUGACCCAGCAGGUAUGCAGCAGCAGGGCACCAGUUCACAGAUGUAUAGUGCUUCAUCUGAUAAAAAUAAGGAUCCUGAGAAAACAUCUAGCAGUGCAUCAGCGGAUUUCCCUUUCUGCUACAACGUGAACAUGCUUCAGAAAGUCCACCAACAGAGCAAUUCAGCUGUACCUGUUGGAGGAAUAAGUGGUGAUGACAAAGGCUGCUAUAGAUUUGAUGUAGCUCAACCAUUUGGAUACAAUUAUGCAUUAGUUAAUCAGAUGUCUUUGGCAGCUGCUGCAUCAACUGCAACAUUUAAGUGUGAUGUUUGUGGUUUAGUGUUUGCUCAUCUCUCUCUCUUAAAUCAUCAUAAAAGGAUACAUAACACAACUAAUAUGCUGGCAACUGGAGCUCAAAAUGCUGCAGAAAGUGAACGCCAGUUUACUUGUGAUAUGUGUGGUGUGAGUUUUAGUUUAGCAGGGGAACUUAAGAGCCACAAGAAUGGAGUUCAUGGGAAAGCUAAUCAGAAUCAGCAGCACAUAGGAAGUAAGUGCUGUGAGUCUUGUGGUGUUGAAUUAGCUUGUGAACAUAACGGUGGUAAUUUGGUGAAAGGUAAGAAGAAUGGAAAGUUUGUGAAAUGUGAAUCAUGUCAAGAAAUGAUGUCAGGCAGCAGUUCAGGUUCUGGCUCCACUCCUGUGUACAGCAAUAGCAGUGGUUCGGGGAGUGAGAGUGGUGGUACCAACAAUGCUGCAAAUAAUACAAAUCUGGGUGAGAUAAAACCUGGGCAUCAUCCAGUGAAACGUAGAGGUGUGGCCAGUGUUACAAAAUGUCAUAAAUGUAAUGGAUCUGGCAUCAUUUUCAUUGGUGGGCCUCGUAACGCAACAGCUGUUGACAAACCCUUCCACUGUAAUGUUUGUGAUGGAACAUUUUCAAGAUAUUCUAGUUUGUGGAGCCACAAAAGAUUGCAUAGUGGCGAUAAACCUUUUAAGUGUGAAAUCUGUGGUCUCGCAUUUGCGAAAGCGGCAUACCUGAAAAACCAUGCUCGUGUGCACACGGGAGAAAAACCUUUCAAGUGUGCCGUUUGCGGGAUGCAAUUCUCACAGUCCCCACACUUGAAGAACCAUGAGAGGAUACAUUCGGGUGAACGUCCGUACCAGUGUGAAGUGUGCGACAAGACAUUUGCCCGUCAUUCGACACUAUGGAAUCACAGACGUAUUCACACCGGUGAGAAACCUUACCGAUGUGAAGUCUGCGGCUCUGCAUUCAAUCAAGCUACCCACCUAAAAAAUCAUGCCAAGGUCCAUACUGGUGAGAAACCACACCGAUGCGACAUUUGUGAGGUUGGCUUUUCUGACAGAUUCGCUCUGAAGCGCCACCGUGGUAUACAUGAAAAGUAUGGAAGAACGUCUGUUAGUGCUUCAAAUAAUCCAACUGGAAAUGUGCAGAACAGUCAGGUACCUCCAAAUACUUCAAAUGUGAAUGUUAGUAGUGUUAAUGUAAAUUCUGUUUCUAAUGUAAAUGCUGUGAAUGUUAACAAUGUUAAUAACAGAAAUGGGUCAAACCCAAAUUCAGCUUCAAAUAAUUCACAAGCUGGCAUAGACGACCUAUACAAAUGUGAGGUUGGAGGGCCAGUGGCAUUUCCUGGUUGUUCCAGGCCCCAUGAUGAGAAACAGUGAAAGGGAGAGUGCUCUUACAUGUAACCCUAUUGUAAAUAACAGUAUUGAGACAGUCACAGUCUAUAAUGUGUAAUUAUGAAGGUUACAUAUAUGUCCACUAGCAUUUUCUGAACUGUGAUUUUCUCAGUAGAGCACUAGGAUUGCUGCUAGAGAUCCCUUUCUUUUCGGGGUGAUUGGGGAUUGUAGCUUGAUCUGUUUAGUGUGUAUUGUCAUCAUUAUUAGGCAGCCUUCAGGAGUUACUCAUGGUUCAUGAUCCCUUUGAGAUGGCAGAACAUUUAAUUUGUGCUUCCACUGUUCACAAUGAAGUGCUACUAACAAACUUUGACGCUUGUGCCUCAGCCAACCUGGUCCUUGGCAAAACCACAUAACAUAAUAUACUGUGUGGAAGACUCCAUGAAUGGUUCCCCAUUAAAAUAUCUUCUGAUAAAAAAUAGUGCACCACAUUGUGACACACAGCUAUUGACCCUGUUAGUACUCCAUGAAUUUAUUGGUUCUAGCGUAUUGCCUGAGAGUGGUGCAAGGCACAUUUGCUUCCAGAAAUGUGAUACAAAUGCUCACUGUCAUUGGUCAACAAGAUAAAUAAAGAUAUGAAGAUGGUAUC